Messenger RNA from Chenopodium quinoa (quinoa), 345 nucleotides. RefSeq lists its product as uncharacterized. The transcript has a single exon. Lineage: Eukaryota; Viridiplantae; Streptophyta; Magnoliopsida; Caryophyllales; Amaranthaceae. Bases 1 to 345 code for a protein of 114 amino acids. The record is from RefSeq and is a predicted model, not a curated record. Gene Ontology annotation, molecular function: nucleic acid binding.
AUGGUGGAUAAGAUCAAUGAGUCAGGAUUCUACUGGCAUACCAUGUUCAAGGAUGCUAACUCUUUUGUGAAGGCUUGUGACUUUUGCCAGAAAAGUGGCAACAUCUCGCGGCAGCAUAAGAUGCCUCAAACAAGUAUAUUGGAAGUUGAAAUUUUCGAUGUUUGGGGUGUUAAUUACACGGGACAUUUUCCUUCUUCAUGGGGAAAUCGAUAUAUACUUGUCACCGUCGAUUAUGUAUCCAAGAGGGUUGAAGCCAUUGCCACACCUACUAAUGAUGCCAAGGUGGUCCGUAGGAUUUUCAAGAAAACUAUCUUUCCUAGAGAUUUGGAGUACCUAAAGCGAUAA